Molecule: messenger RNA, 2388 nt
Organism: Linnemannia hyalina
Lineage: Eukaryota; Fungi; Mortierellomycota; Mortierellomycetes; Mortierellales; Mortierellaceae
Source: the annotation of a GenBank genome assembly
AUGGCCAACGUCCACCGCAGUCCAAGCGACAGUAGCAACCACAACCUCCACCUUAAGACCAGCUACACCAGCAUGCACAACCACUACAACCCCUACAACCCAACGACUGCAACUACUGCUUCAACUAAUCACAUGAUGGGCAGCGCACACGACAACAACGGCAACAACAACUACAAGGUGCCUCUCGAAGCUAACGACGCCAACAUCAAGGUUCCCGUGUCGGACUCUGCUACCACCACCACUCCUCGACCCGCUAGUUCACAGACUUACAGCAAUAACAGCAACGCCAGCAACUAUACCACUACCAGUAAUGGCAGCAACGGCCUCAAUAGGAAUAUCUCGGCAGACCGAGACUCUUUGGACUGGAGAACUAACAACAAUCAUACCCAGCACACCCAAGCUCCAAGGACCAUUGCUGCAACAAAGCCCACCCUUGGUGCCUUUGCUGCCGCUACUGUCAACUCAACAGGUGAUUAUCCCGCCACCAACAACAAUUAUGCCCACUACAGCGACAGCAACAACAAUGUCAAUAAUGGUCAUGGCGACGUUGCACCUGUCUCAGCCACGUCGUCGGCAAGCCCUUCGCGUAGCUCCAGCACUUCCAAUCGAAGGGGUGCUGGAAUGUCGACGGGAAGCUCCUUCACACCUCAAUCUGCCACACCGCCUAUUACCCCUCGCAUGGCGCCCGGUGUGGCUGACGCCGCCUUUAGUCCAGGACACGCACCAGUUCACCCCACCAGCAAUGAUGAUUCUGCACGCGAUCGAUACUCUCACCCCUCAGGACCCCACCACGGACAUUUCUCAACCCCCGCCCUUCACGUGCAGCCACUAUCGUCGUCCUCAUCGUAUUCGGCUUUUGCGAACAACAACAAUAACACCUCUCCUCCACCCUUCGGCAUAGGCGAGUCUGCGGCGUCGGCAUUUGUCAGCUCCCCAAUUUCUUAUCAGACCCCAGCAUUCCAGAGCUUUUACACUCAGGACGAUGCUCAGCUGCCAGUAACCGCAGGAGCAGGAGUAGCUGACAACACCCAUCACAGUUCAGCCGACAGUCUCCACAGGGCCAAGACCAUUGUCAAUGCAGGAAGAGAAACAUUGAUGCAGCAACAGGAGUAUCAAAACAGGCAGAUGGAGCAGUUCCGAGAGAACUUAGAUAGCAUUUGCCUCCAGUCGAAUGACUCCCAGCAAAGCGUCCCUCACCCCGCCAACGAUUCUGGUCCAUCCGUUUCCCACGGGAGUGGCAGCCAAGCGUCCCUCAAUACCAACCACUCACCUUUGGCUUCGGUAGUGGCGAUAGCUGCUUCAUUAUCGGGGACGAAUGGCUCAACAGACGGACCGCGUCUUCACGAUGACAUCCAGACCAUGGACCACCAAGUACCACGCCCACGCGACCGGACCAUCUCCGAAGGCGAAUUGGACCAUGGAUCGCGCGUGGACAUUGCAAACAAUGUUGGACUCAGCAACGCGAGCUUGGGAGGAUCGAACUUGUUCUCGCCUCCUCCCCGUACCAAUACAAACCUUGUAGCUUCCAAUCUUGUGACGCAUGAUAUCCGACAGACAUCGCAACGGUCUCACAUCGAAGACGGUCCAGGACCUGUUGUUCUUAUCGCCAUUGGCAAAACGGGACAAGGCAAGUCGUCGCUGCUGAACAAGAUCAUGGGCACAAACGAGCUCAAAGCCAGUGCCUCUGUGAGAGCUGUCACCAAAGGCAUUGCUGAGCGCUCAGGAUGGGGUCGAUUCGAAGACAGCAGACGUGUACUUGUCACGGUUGCCGAUACCCCAGGUCUGGCUGAUACUGAAGGAGACGAUGAGAAAAAUAUACCCAUCCUGAAGGAGUAUAUCAGGUCUGUUGGCACCCGACUGGGCAUCAAUGCCUUCCUUUUGGUCUUCAAGAUCGACUCCGGAGUGGAUAUGAUCAUUACGAUCUUGACGGCUUUCAACGAUAUUAUGAAGGAGUUCCCCAACUUCUGGGACAAUGUUGUGUUGGUGUUUACGGGAUGCGACUACCGCAGGAACGUGAUGAACACGAAACAACUGUACCACGAAGAGAUCCAGUUACAACUGGAGCAGUACUUCUUGGAGGAUCUUCAGCGACCUGGGCCCGGCAGUAAUCGCGAUAACGAUGAUGAUUCGUCGUCGGAGAGCGGAAAGCCACCGGUAUCGAAGGCAGCAGGCAAUGCCGACGAGGAGACGCCAACACCCAUAAUUCCCAUGGUCUUUUUGAGCUGCGCUGAAGCACCCUGUGGAUUCUCGCUGGGAGAACGAUGCGACUGCAAAGCCAGGACGACAUUUUUGAAUGCGGGUAUCAAGCGACUUUGGUACAAGGUGCGCGAAAAGAAGCGAUGGGUCCUGGACGCGGACGACGACGAUGAUCUCAACGGGCACUCUUGA